GUGAUGCUGAUGUGUAGCACCAGUUGUGCUCUGACUGAAAACCCUGCAGCCUACAUCUGGUACAAGAACAGAGAGUUUCUCUCUGAGGACUGGUCUCCCUGGUACCAAGAGCUGGUCAGCAGUGAGGAAGCAGUCACAUACUCCUGUGCUGUCAAAGGCUACGAGGAUCUCAGAGCCCCUGAAGUCUCAGUGGAUUCAGUCACUCCGACCUGCUUUACUGUGACCUACACUAGAGGGAGAAUGUGUUCUUAUCAGCAGACGUCAGCAGAUGAGUCCUGCUCCAUCACGUAUCCCAGAGAGAUACAUGUUCAGAGGACUCCUACAGACGUAACAGGUCACAUCAGACUGAUCUGUAACACCAGCUGUCUUCACUCUGACACUCUGGCUUCAUUUAUGUGGUUUAGGAACAGACAAGUAGACAGAGACAAGGAGAAACAGCAGAUUUCAGUUUUGAGAACUUCAGUAGAAAGUUUCUCUUGUGCUGUGAAAGGUCUUGAGGAUCUGCAGUCUGCUGACGUCUGUGUAGAUGAGAAGAACUGUUACAGAGUGAAUUAUAUCAGCAGGAGAAUCUGUGCUCUGAAAGGAUCUUCUCUGAACAUUUCCAGUGAAUAUUCUCAUCCUGACAACCAGCAGCCAGAGUCUAAAAUUUGGUACAAAGUAAAGGAAAAUAUUGAAAAGGAAGAUCAACAGCUGACUGGAGAGACACGUAAUGUGAAGGUUUACGACAACGCGCGGAACCAACACAUCCUCACGUUAAACAACCUGAAGAAGAAGGACUCAGCAGAAUACAUCUUCAGAAUCAAAACAAACUAUGAACAAGUGUCUGGUUCUCCUGGAGUCUCUCUGGUUGUCACAGAUUUGAAAGUGAAGAUAAGUCCCUCUCCAGUGGUGACAGAGGGUGAGAGAGUCUCACUGACCUGCAGGACCAGCUGUCCUCUACCUGCUAACACAAACUACAUUUGGUACUUCAACAAUCGACCUGUGAACUUGACACAUAACCAAAGGAAACACCUGCUUCUCGACCCAGUCAGCAGUCAGGAUUCAGGAAACUACACCUGUGCUGUCAGAACCAACAGAGACAUCAACUCAGCUCUAAAGACUCUCACUGUCCAAACUAAACAAACAUCUAAAUGGAACCCAGCGGCAGCUGCAGUUUCUACAUUUCUCCCGAUUUUAAUAUCUCUCAUGGUCUUCUUGUGGAUUAGAAAAAAAAGAACUUCUAGUCGAUCUGCCGUGAAUGAAACCUUGGACAACUUGGAGCAGUUCAACUGUGGUCCCAGUGACGAUGACUCCUCAGCUCAACCAGCAGAGCAGGAACUUUACUACAGCAGAAUCCACUUCACUAAGCACAACACAGAUCCUAUCUACUCCUUCGCAAACCCACCUCAGUCCCAAGAUGAAGAGAUGGUCCCGUAUGCUGUUGCCAACUUUAGAUCCAAAUCAACCUCUGAGCUCAAUGAAGCAGGGGAUACCUAGAAAUUGUACAACACAGCAAAGGACAACUUAAAGAGACGACUAGAUCAAUUGAUCGAUCCUUGUGGAUCAUUAAAGUCUAAAAAUUCUUGCAGUCUGAGUCCUGCUUUAGGUACUUUAGUUUAGUUCUCACAGAGGAUGAUCAGGCAGGAAUCUAGACACUGAUGGACGUCCACCGCAUGUUUUGGGAAUUGAAGCCAUAAAGUUUUUUUUGUACAGGUUUGUUUAUUUUUAUGACUACGUGUGACACUCUCUUUCUUUUCUUUGCGCAAAAAAAUUCUCACUGCGAGUUAGAGAUACCACAAAGCAACAGAUUUUUUAUUUUAUUUUACUUUGAGAGCACAAAGAUAAAACUCUGCUCCACAUCUAAAAUGAUCCAGAUUAAUUAUAGAGAUAUGCUGAUUUUCACUAAAGCUGUAGCAGAUAAAAACUACUAAGCAGAGAUGAAAUGUUUGCUUUUAUGUCCUGUGAACCAGUUGCACUCCUUUAUCUGGCAUUUUGUUUGCUUCUUUUGCUUUUUUGUCAUUUUCCAAGAGCAGCUAAUGUUAGCCACGCUAAUUAGCUCACAGGCCGAAUCGUUGCCAUGGAGAUGCCGCAUCAGCAUAUUUAUACAUAAAAAUAAAGCUAGUGAAGAA
This is a messenger RNA of Mugil cephalus (flathead mullet), 2108 nucleotides long. RefSeq names its product B-cell receptor CD22-like. Bases 4 to 1476 code for a protein of 490 amino acids. Lineage: Eukaryota; Metazoa; Chordata; Actinopteri; Mugiliformes; Mugilidae. The transcript is spliced from 8 exons. The record is from RefSeq and is a predicted model, not a curated record.